GAAGCCGCACACCAGUUCACAGGAGUCUACUAAAUUCAUAGGUGGUUUAUUUUGUGUCAGGGUUGUUACAGAGAGGAGGUGUGGUUAAUGUGCCAUUAAUUGCACGUUGAUAUGUGCACGUUCUGUACAUGACGCCACCCGAUUAUCACGGUUGGCUACGUACGGUGCGGAAGAAGUUCAACAUACUGAAAACAAGGCGAGGUUAGCAGUGAGGUACUACUGUAAGAGAAACAUCAAAGUGCAAUGAUCUAAUGCAAGUGGAUUGAUUGUCAAGUCUCAUUAAAAUACUGCGUAAACUGGGGGUUAUCAGAAGAGUUCAGCUCAGCUGCCAUGGAGAAGUACGAGAACUUGGGCCUGGUUGGCGAAGGCAGCUACGGCAUCGUGCUCAAGUGCCGCCACCGCGACACGGGCCAACUCGUAGCCAUCAAGAAGUUCCUGGACAGCGAGGACCAUAAAUCUGUGCGCAAGAUCGCUGCACGAGAGAUCAAGAUGCUCAAGCAACUGCGCCACGAGAACCUGGUGAACCUGCUGGAGGUUUUCCGCCGCAAGCGCCGCCUCUACCUGGUGUUUGAGUUUGUGGACCACACGGUGCUGGACGAGUUGGAGCGCCACCCGCGCGGCCUGCCCACUGCCCGCGUGCGCCCGUGCCUGCUGCAGGUGCUGCGGGCCGUGGGCUUCUGCCACUCGCACAACAUCAUCCACCGUGACAUCAAGCCGGAGAACAUCCUCAUGUCGCGCUCAGGCAUUGUCAAGCUGUGCGACUUUGGGUUUGCACGUGCGCUUGCGGGCUCGAGCGAGCCCUAUACAGACUACGUGGCCACGCGCUGGUACCGCGCGCCGGAGCUACUUGUCGGAGACACCAAGUACGGCCGGGCAGUGGAUGUUUGGGCUGUUGGCUGUGUUGCUGUGGAGAUACAGACGGGGGAUCCAGUUUUCCCGGGUGACUCUGACAUCGACCAGUUGUACCAGAUCGUGAAGUGCUUCGGAAAUCUGAUGCCCAGGCAUCGUGAGCUUUUCUACAAGAACCCGGUGUUCACGGGGCUCAAGGUGCCCGAAGUCCAUGCUGUGGAGCCACUGGAAAAGCGUCUGCCCAGGUUGCCGCCACUGCUGCUCGACCUCAUUAAGCAAUGCCUCUACAUGGAUGCCGAUACAAGACCUCCUUGCUCUAGGCUCCUUCAGCAUGACUACUUCACUGCGGAUGGUUUUGCCGACAAGUUUCUGCUGGAGCUGCUUGAAUCCACACAGAAGGACAGGGCAGAGAGCAUGCCGGCCGCUAACAUGGACGUGGCUAUCGAAGACGAGGACUGCUCAAAGGAACCAUCUGCUGUGCCUGUCACCGCCAUCCAGAGCCCAGCCAAGGACCUGGAGCGGAGUAGCAAAGAUAUAAAGGAGGGCCUGGCGGAGAAGAGGGAUCCGGCUAUCGACAGCAAAGCGAAGCUGCCCAAGUUUGGCUCUGAGAGCAGCUGCAGUCCAGCAGCAAACAGUAAACCACCGCCGCUGCUGCCCGUUCUGCCACCCGUGCAGUUCUACGGCACGACUCCUCGACCGCCCUCCCCAGACCACGGCAGUGACGGCACCAGCAAAGGAGCCACGCUCGUGACAGAAUCGGCGGCGGCUGUGGUGACGGCAGCGCGGGCCAACGCGGGCAAGAAACCGGGAAGGCAGGAGGGCAAGGAGGGUGUUGGCGGCAGCAGGCAGAGUGGUGGGCACGCGGCGGCGAGCAAGCCGGCCCUCGCCCCCACGAGGCUGGCGCAACAGGGCAGGGAAGGGACGCACAACAGGGACACAUCGCAGAGCAGGGAAACGAUGAUGAACAAGCAAGUGCUGCUAAGCAAAGACACGGAACAGAGUCAGAGCCAGGUUACAGCAGUGGAGGAGAUGAGUAAGGAAGUUGGCAUCUCUUUGGUGACUGGGAAUGGGAGCCCUGCGCUAAGCCAUCCUCCAGCCGUGUGCCAGGACAGUCCAGACACCGGCAAAGCAGAAGAAGACACCUCCAAGCGGGAGCGCGAUGGUGGGGAGACCGGCGGAGCGAGGCCGGACGCGAUGUCUCGGCACACGAGCCUCGUGCUAGCUCGGCUUGGCAUGACCACCGCCACCGACGUCACAACGGGGGCGUCCGCAUUCAGGACAUCUGAACGAUUAAGAAAAACGAGCAAUGCCUUCAAGAAGCCACCGCAGGCUGCCCUCCUCGCCCCCCGCCAGUGUGCGCUGGGCCAGAUCAGCUUGCAGGAGAAGACGGCGCAGUUCGAUCACAUGACCAACCUGCGCAAGCGGAAGGAUGGCGUGCGUGCCGAGCGGAGGGAACUGCACCUCCCCGAGCUCAGCCUGCCGGCGCCCAGCCUCGAUCCUCGCCCCGUUGACCCGGGGAAGCAAAAGCAGCUGAAGAGAGAGCCAGGCAUGCGCUCACUUGAUUCCAAGAUUCCUGUCAUCACCGCCACGGAUAUUAGCCCUGGCAAGCAGAGCCAUCAGGAAAGCCCCGACUCCAACCUGCCCCGCCUGUGAGCUUUGGUCUCCGACUCCGGCGCAAACCCCCCCAGAGAAAAUCAGUUCACCGGCGGGCACCUGGCACAAGAAAGUUAAACAAUGACGUAACUUGUCUGUACGGUUUCAUUUACACACAGUGUACAUUGUCUACCCGUGCUUGUGUAUGUUAUGAUGUAUAAAUUAUUAAGUUUUGCACCAACACGCAAGAUCGGUAAAGAUCUUCGGUAAUGACAGGAAGGGGGCAGGAGUGAAUUGCACUCUCACGAGGGAUUUUCAGCACCUCAUAGCUUGCAAUUCAAUGGUACAGUGCACAAUAUUAUUAAUUUAACUCAUUAUAUAUAUAGUUGAAGUGUCUGGGUGAUUUAAUUGCUUCAAUGCUGGUAUCAAGAGCCCCCAGCCAGCAAUAUAUUGAGACGUUUAAAACCCCAGGCCUCUGAGAUUAAACCAGUUUAUCAAGUGUAGCGAGUUGAUGAUCUUGACCUGGUCGCUUAAUAACUGCAAGAAAAUCCACUUUACCACAACAAAAAUCAUCGUCUCUCCUACAUGCGAGCAUCAAUUUCAGGCAAAUUGAUUCGACCCACAAAAGAGUGAAAUCUUGCGGUUGCGGAUAAAAUGCUCGAUUGAACAGGCACUGCAAGUUUUUUUUCUGUGGUCUCUCGUUUGGCGUCGCGUUCCUCGAUACAAAGUUGCCAGAAAGGAUGUUUCUGCACCUCGUGCUUUGACUUCGUUAUGUCAUGGAAUGUGGUGUAAUCUUCCUGCACUAUAGAUCGACACGUAGCUAAUAAAUUAACACAUUGCCAUUCUUGUCUCCUACCUAAACAUAUUAUAUAUGCCUGUUUUGAUGUCUUCUGAUCAGGUGUGAUGUUAGCCCUAACUUCAUCACAAGGCAGUACUGCUGCCACGUAUACUUUGAGCAGGUGCUCAGCAGUUUUGUUGCGUCUAUGAAUGUAAAGACAUGCUCAAACACUGUAAUCGUAAAUUGUUCACUAUUAAAUAGACGAUGAAAGAAAAAGGUUAAGAUGGGCACUUCGAUUCUGUCUAAUCAUGGAUAUGCUGUCGGUUACAUGGAUGUUGGACAUCCUGUGUCACUCAAGCCAGAAACAAGGUCAUAGUCACAAGUCGCGGGGCAUAUAAUGAAGUUAAUAGUUUUCAUUCACAUGAUGUGCUGUGAAGAGCCAUUGACUGAAACGUUGCCUUUAUUUGUUGUUUAAAGGGCCGUGUAAUUUAUGAAUGUAUUGAGUUUUGUUUUAAAAGCGUGCUUGUGAACCACUGGCAACUCAGCAUCACCAAAUAAUUUGUAUUUCUUCACGUGAUUGCAUGCCUUACGAAUUGUAUCGAGUGACCCGAUUGAGUAACACACAGAAUGUCCCAUUUUAUAUGUAAUAAAACCACAGGGUUCGAUUACACGCGUGUGAAACAUGGCCGAUGUGCGUCCUUUAUUAACAGUUAAACAUGACCCCACCACAUCCAUACGCCAGGCUGCCCUCUACUCAUUGCAAGUGGCAUUUUCUAAUGAUUAAUGGAGCCAUCGGUAAUGCACGAAUUUCCAAAGGUGGUCCUGGGCCAC
Messenger RNA from Lethenteron reissneri (Far Eastern brook lamprey), 4051 nucleotides. RefSeq names its product cyclin-dependent kinase-like 3. Gene Ontology annotation, cellular component: nucleus. The record is from RefSeq and is a predicted model, not a curated record. Gene Ontology annotation, biological process: protein phosphorylation. Gene Ontology annotation, molecular function: protein serine/threonine kinase activity; ATP binding. Lineage: Eukaryota; Metazoa; Chordata; Hyperoartia; Petromyzontiformes; Petromyzontidae.